AUCUGUCUGAUUUCUUUGAAUGUGUUUUAUAAUUACGAUUGUGGACACCGACAAAGAAAACCCGUUCUCGCGAUUGUUCUUUUUAAAUUUCUUUAAUACCCGUUUUUAAAACAUUAACAGACUCUCCGUACUGCUAGCUAAUUCGUGUCAUUCGUUCAGCUCCACGUCUUCCUGGAUCAGCUGAGUGCGCAUGCGCAGUACAUACAGUACUGCAGCACAGUUUGCUCUGCUGUGACGUUCAUUAGAGGCAAGUCCGAACAAAUAUCUCCCUACGUGUAAUAAAUAUUAGGCACAUCAACUUAUAAAGGAGCUGAUUCAACUCAUUUACGCAGCGCAGGAGAACAUUUUAUGCCUGGUGACAGAGAAAAUUGAAAUGCAGCGUGAACUGUGAUUAUUUUCGCAUCUCAUCCUUAUUGUUUUUACCUGACCUGUCAAAGUGAAACUCUUCAGUGGACGGAUGAUGAAGAGGAUGCAUGCCGAGGAUGAACUGACUAAAGCAGCCGCCACUGGGAACACUUGCCGUGUUCAGCUUUUACUUUCUAACGGAGCGAAUGUCAACAGUGUUAACAGAUUCGGGAGAACCCCUAUACAGGUGAUGAUGAUGGGUAACACACCAUUGGCUCACCUGCUGCUGAAAUAUGGAGCGGAUCCUAAUCUGCCUGAUCCCGGGACAGGAAGCACUCCUUUGCACGAUGCUGCCAGAACCGGAUUCAUGGACACUGUGCAGCUUUUAAUCCGCUUUAAUGCAGAUCCCAAUGCAACAGAUCACAACAAUUUACGACCAGUGGAUGUGGCACGGCAGACUGACCAUGUGGACGUGGUUGAAUUUCUUAGUCGUUUUUAAACACUAAAGUUUUUUUUUUUUUUUCUUUCAUAAAAUUUAUCACAAAUGGCAGACCUAUUUAGGUAGCUUAUUUUAAAAAGUAAACGAAUGAGCGCAGUUAGUUAAUGCACUUUGUGUAAUAGGCUAUAAUGUUUUUCUGUGGAUGUAUAGCCUAUUUGGAGUUUAAACAUUUUAAGUAUAUAUUUUAUGUUUUUUUGUAUUUUAUGAAUUUUUAGUUCUUCAUUUUUUUUUCAUUUUUGAAUAGGCUAGGCUAGCCUACACAUAGCAGCAUCUACGCAUUAUGUUUGCUAAAAACUACGGAAAGAAUCACAAACUUCAGUCUGAAACAUUAACGACAUGGCGUAGUGAUACAAAUUAUUUACUAUAGCCUAUCCAAAAUAUUUGUUCUUAAUUUAGGCAUGGUGAAUGAUGUAGCUAAAUGGAGUCAAAUCGAUGAAAUAUAACGAAAUCAAGUCGUCCGUUUUGUGAGCCUGUGCUCACAAUGCAAUAAUAGCAUGAGAUUUAUGUACAUUUUGGUGAGCCAUUUUCUCAGUUCUCUCUCCCACUCCCUCUUUUUUUUUUUUUUUUUUUUGUGUACAGAUAGUUUCGUUAGAACUAUGUUGUUUUUUUAAUUAGCUUGAAUAAAACCAUAUAGUUUUACUCCACCA
Molecule: messenger RNA, 1491 nt
Organism: Megalobrama amblycephala (Wuchang bream)
Lineage: Eukaryota; Metazoa; Chordata; Actinopteri; Cypriniformes; Xenocyprididae
Gene: cdkn2
Product: cyclin-dependent kinase inhibitor 2A/B (p15, inhibits CDK4)
Exons: 2
Coding region: 458-844 (128 amino acids)
Biological process (GO): regulation of cyclin-dependent protein serine/threonine kinase activity; negative regulation of cell population proliferation
Cellular component (GO): nucleus
Molecular function (GO): cyclin-dependent protein serine/threonine kinase inhibitor activity; protein kinase binding
Source: RefSeq, a predicted model, not a curated record